Messenger RNA from Paramecium tetraurelia, 1002 nucleotides. RefSeq lists its product as uncharacterized. The record is from RefSeq and is a predicted model, not a curated record. The transcript has a single exon. Lineage: Eukaryota; Ciliophora; Oligohymenophorea; Peniculida; Parameciidae.
AUGAAACAACUUAAAAUUUAGGCAAAAAGGAGUUACCAUGAUCAUUUAAAAUAAAAAUCUCAUUUCAGAUCAUUUACAUUACAAUCAGAAUAGGACUCUAUAUUAGAAAAGUUAAAUACUUCAACUGUUAAAAUAUUUAAUGAGAUUUAAUAAGUAAAAUCUAAAGUUGUAGAGAUGGAUUCUGAUUUUCAGAUCAGGUAGAAAUCUUAUGAACUAGAGAAACAAAAAAAGAUUUUGUAAAUGAAGGAGGAACAAUUGAAGAAUGAAUAGAUACAAAGUAAAGGAAAGCCAAAAAUAAACAAGACUCAACAAAUCUAGGAAAUGAUCAAUAAUUAUAUGGAAGCAUCCAAAAAUAGCAAAUUUGGUGAUUUAUUACUAAAUAAAGAAAAAUCUAUGUAAAAGGAAUCAACUUCAAUAAUGGGACAAGAUAAUAGCAGUAAUUACGAAAACAACGAUCCAGCAAGGAUAGCUACAUAGACAUUAGAAAGCACUAAAAUGUAUAAUGAGUAAAGUGUUACAAGGAAAUCUAAUUCCUACAUUCCGAUUCAUGAAAGAGUCAAAUUUAUUGUAUAAACAAAAAAUGACAAAAUUCAAGAGUAGAAACAGUAGUAAUAAUAAGAAGUAGAAGAAUAUUAUUCAAGUCUGCCAUUUCAACCUUUAAGCACAAAAUCAUAGAAUAUUAAAUUUACUCCAUAAUAUACUGAUGAAUUUGUCAAUAAUUAGUUGAAGUGGAAUCAAUAAAGGGAUAAAUGGAUCUAUGAAUAAUAACUGAAGAAGGAGAAUGAUACACCCAAGUACUCUUAUAGGCCGAUGAUAAGUCCAUGGCCUGUGAAAUAGUCAAGUGUUUAGAGGAAGCAUUCGAAAUCAAUUAAUUUAUCAUUCUUUUUGUCAACUGCCAAUAAAACUGAAGCUUCGCCAAAAAAAAAUGAAUCGUUUGUUUUCCAAACUGAUUUAAGAAUAGCAAAGAGAAAGGAAAAGGAAUCAAAGAAAUUGUAAAAGUGA